AUGUGGAAAAUAUAUCGUGAUCCAUUCGUAAUGCACACAUAUUUGCAUCACGUUGAACGUCUGGACCACCGCCAUAACUUCUCACCUUAUAACAUCCUCCUCUACCUCACCUCUCCACCAAGCAUGGGUGAUCCCUCAUUCCCGUAUGCCAGUGUUGCGUUCCUUCCGCAGCUUUUCCUCUCUGGGGUACUGCUUCCACUCGCAUUCGCCAAAUGGGAUCUUCCCACCACUCUUUUUGCACAGACCUUUGCAUUUGUCGCAUUCAACAAAGUCUGCACCUCACAAUAUUUCAUGUGGUACAUCGUCCUUCUCCCAUUCUACCUCCCCACCUCCUCGCUGCUCCGGAAUCCCAAAAUAGGGUUCACCGCACUAGGCGCAUGGGUUCUCACUCAAGCCGCAUGGCUCCAACAAGGCUACGAACUUGAAUUUUUGGGUAAUAGUACAUUCUUCCCAGGUUUGUGGGGAAGUGCAUUAGCGUUUUUUGGGGUAAAUUGUUGGUUGCUGGGGGUUAUCGUGGGAGAUAUAAAGGACCGAAGAGUUAUAAGUGGAAAGAAGUUGAAUUAG
Molecule: messenger RNA, 564 nt
Organism: Morchella importuna
Lineage: Eukaryota; Fungi; Ascomycota; Pezizomycetes; Pezizales; Morchellaceae
Exons: 3
Coding region: 1-564 (187 amino acids)
Biological process (GO): GPI anchor biosynthetic process
Cellular component (GO): membrane; glycosylphosphatidylinositol-mannosyltransferase I complex
Molecular function (GO): alpha-1,4-mannosyltransferase activity; GPI mannosyltransferase activity
Source: RefSeq, a predicted model, not a curated record